UGAUGCAGCUAGUCAGACUACUGCCGGACGGCCACCAGAUGAAGAGGGAGGUGGACAUGGCUCUGGACUCAGUUAGCGAGACCAUGACCCCCAUGCAUUACCACCUCAGAGAGAUAAUCAUCUGUACCUACAGACAGAUUAAAAGUGGUAAGAGUGAGAAGGAGGUGCAGCAGCUGCUUCUGAAGAGUGUCCAGUAUCUGGAGCGUUACAUGUACCUGAUCCUCUUCAACAGCUACCUGCAUCUGGAGAAGAAGAACUCCUGGCAACGAUCCUUCACCACCUGGAUGCAACAGGUUAGUGGGCCUCCCGUUCAUUCACACAGCACAACUCACAGUGGUAUAACUUAGCCGUACACUGGCCUAGAAUAGAAGAGACUGGACUAGACUGGCCUAGAAUAGAAGAGACUGGACUAGACUGGCCUAGAAUAGAAGAGACUGGACUAGACUGGCCUAGAAUAGAAGAGACUGGAUGCAACAGGUUAGUGGGCCUCCCGUUCAUUCACACAGCACAACUCACAGUGGUAUAACGUAGCAACAGGUUAGUGGGCCUCCCGUUCAUUCACACAGCACAACUCACAGUGGAAUAACGUAGCUGGCCUAGAAUCGAAGAGACUGGAUGCAACAGGCUGGUGGGCCUCCCGUUCAUUCACACAGCACAACUCACAGAGGAAUAACGUAGCAGUACACUGGCCUAGAAUAGAAGAGACUGGACUAGACUGGCCUAGAAUAGAAGAGACUGGAUGCAACAGGUUAGUGGGCCUCUCGUUCAUUCACACAGCACAACUCACAGAGGAAUAACGUAGCAGUACACUGGCCUAGAAUAGAAGAGACUGGACUAGACUGGCCUAGAAUAGAAGAGACUGGAUGCAACAGGUUAGUGGGCCUCUCGUUCAUUCACACAGCACAACUCACAGAGGAAUAACGUAGCAGUACAAUGGCCUAGAAUAGAAGUAGAAGAGACUGGACUAGACUGGCCUAAAAUAGAAGAGACUGGGUACAACAGGUUAGUGGGACUCCCGUUCAUUCACACAGCACAACUCACAGAGGAAUAACGUAGCAGUACACUGGCCUAGAAUA
Oncorhynchus tshawytscha (Chinook salmon) is the source of this 1076-nucleotide messenger RNA. RefSeq names its product paladin-like. The transcript is spliced from 2 exons. The coding region runs from base 3 to 347 and encodes 114 amino acids. NCBI's taxonomy places the organism in Eukaryota, Metazoa, Chordata, Actinopteri, Salmoniformes, Salmonidae. The record is from RefSeq and is a predicted model, not a curated record.